AUGGCCAUGGCGGCGAGUAGCACCGCGCGUACGGUAAACCUCCUCGCCUUCUCCAUCUCCGUCCUCUUCUCCGCCAACCUCCUCGUCGCCGCCACCUCCACCAGCGGCUCCGUCAAGGUGGCCUGCGCCAAGUCACCGGACCCUUCCUUCUGCGCGGCCUUCCUCGCUGGCAUCCCAGAGAGCAGCACCGCCGACGCGCGGGGCCUCGCCGAGCUCGCCAUCCGCGCGGCCGCCAAGAUCGGCGCGGAGUUGGGCACCGCGGCGCGCACCCAGCUGAACGUGGUGACCGUCAAGGGCGCGCAGUGGCAGUGCAUGGACUCGUGCGUGGCGGACGUGGAGGAGGCCGUGUCCCACCUCGACGUCGACAGGGGCAAGGCCACCACCGCAAUGGAGGACGCCAAGUUCAACGACGCGCGCGACUACAUCGAGGCCGGCGAGAAGGAUGGGCUGGCCUGGAACUGCGACCUCUGCCGCGAGGGCCUCCCCGCGCCCGUCAAGACGGGGCUGCUGCCCAAGGGCAAUGAGUUCGAGAAAGUCAUGGGGGUGACAGGGGCGCUCAUCAAACGGGCCGUGGGUAGCGCCGCGCCGGCGCCGGCGCCCGCCCCGUCCUCGACUCGGCGCCGUGAGAUAUAA
Lolium rigidum is the source of this 633-nucleotide messenger RNA. RefSeq lists its product as uncharacterized. Gene Ontology annotation, biological process: negative regulation of catalytic activity. The transcript has a single exon. The record is from RefSeq and is a predicted model, not a curated record. Gene Ontology annotation, molecular function: enzyme inhibitor activity. Lineage: Eukaryota; Viridiplantae; Streptophyta; Magnoliopsida; Poales; Poaceae. Bases 1 to 633 code for a protein of 210 amino acids.